CUCUCCUUUUUAAAGAAAUAAAGAAACCCUGAAUAGUUUGAGAUUAACUUUAGUCAAGUAGGUUUCGAAAGAAAUACAAAUCGAAAGGAUGCCGCUAUAGAUAUUGUCAAAACUGAAAAUUAGAGUGACGGGUCAGGAUUGCCAAUGGGUCUGCUGACCGACCCGACUGGACAUGGGAGACCGACCCAAUUUAUUGUCAAGUACCACAACAUCAUUUGUGUGACUGUCUACUUGGUUUCGCUUGUAUGGUUCGGCCUCUUGGCACACAACAGUUUCAAUGCUGCCACCUACUUUUCGGAGAAUGCGUUACUCCCAGGGUUGGUGAAGGGGGAAUUUGAUCUUGAUGGAGAGGCCAAGGUGAUGCUGGGAGAACUGGAGCUGGAAGCUCAAAGGUUCCAGGAGUCCAUGCCUGUCUCCUGGCUCACUGCCAAGAUGACCCGUCUUAGCCUAGACACUUAUACACACAACUUCACUCUCAACUACCCCCUCGGCAAAGGCACUAAAUUUACUGGGAAGAACGUUUAUGGUAUCUUGAGAGCGCCACGGAGUGCCAGUACCGAAGCAGUUGUGGUGACAGUACCGUACCGCCCGCCAACCAGCGUACACCCCACCACUGCUCCAGGGCUGGCACUUAUGCUGGCACUGGCACAGUUUUUCCGACGUCAGAAGUACUGGGCCAAAGACAUCAUCUUCUUGGUGACUGAACAUGAACAGCUCGGUGUUCAAGCUUGGUUGGAGGCUUAUCAUGACACACCUCCCACCGGAGUGCUGGAGCACGGCUCAUUGCUGGGAAGAGGUGGGGCGAUCCAGGCAGCAUUGAACCUAGAGCUGCACGCCUCCCGGGUCGGGUACAUUGAUGUCAAGUUGUCCGGACUGAAUGGCCAAUUACCUAACCUUGACUUGGUCAACCUCGUGCAUCGCAUGUGCUCGAAAGAAGGCGUCAGGCAUACAUUCAACAACAAGGAGAAGAACAUGGACAAAGAUCCCAUGAAGGCUUGGUUGAGUUCCCUCAACACUCUAACUUCAAUGGUUCUCACUCAAGCCACCUCAACACCAGACGGGAACCAUGGUCUAUUCCACAGGUUUGGUAUUGAGGCUGUAACAUUGGAAGGGUUUGAGAAGACUGGGAAAGGCAGUCCAGCUACAAUGUAUCAACUCGGCCGUGUGCUGGAAGGUUUGCUCCGGAGCCUUAACAACCUUCUGGAGCGAUUCCAUCAGUCUUUCUUCUUCUACCUCCUCCCGGACACAGACCGCUACGUCUCCAUCGGCAUAUAUAUGCCCUGCAUGGAGCUGCUGGCUGGAGCUCUGUUCCUCAAGGCUUUCACUCUUUGGUUACUGCUCAAAUACACCCCACAGUCCGAUACCACCUUGUUGUGUGUGCCCGCCGAUAACGUGAAGGAGCAGGAGCUGAAUAUUGUGUAUGUGGGGAUCGCAAUGUUCCUGGCUCACGUUUCGGGACUGAUGCUUCUGUCCGGCAGUCCGUGGUUCACAUAUCUCACGUCUCUACCAACAGAGGAUUCUCUCUUCCUGGGCUUCCUCAUUGUUUCCAUUCUCUCCAUGUUUGUUCCUCCCAUCCUCCACUGUUUCAUUGGCAGAGAACGAAACCUUGUGCUACUCAACAUUCUCGCUCUUCUAGAGUUGGCAACACUGCUGGUGGCUGUUUCUCUUACUAACUUCUCCCUUGCAUUCAUUACCGGAGUGUUAUACCUACCUCCUGUACUGUGGAUACAUUCAAGCAACAACAGGUGGUGGAAGAAACUGAUAUGGUUGUUGUACCAUCCUCUGGUGGUCCUGGGUGGGGUGGUUCUUGUCAACUCCAUGCUCAAGUUCCCAGAAUUGUCUGGAUUGGAAGUUCUGAGCCGAGCACUGAGUGCCACGAAACACGCUCUGGUGCUCGCCUGCGUGGACCAUCUAGUCUACGGAAAUGUUGUGUUCGCCAUCGGAUUGGUAUUCAUGUUGCCGAUUUGGUUGUUGAUAUGGACAGUAUGUCUUUCUACGGACACAGAAGUUUCAGAAACAAAGAAAGAGAAGACUGACUAAUCUAAAAGUUAUCCAUGAAUUCACCAAUUACUUCACAAAGACUGCAUUGUUUUCAUACCUGUCUUUGUUAUACUGUAAACAUUAUUUCUGUUAGUUGUGUUUAGUUCUUGUUUCAAGUUCAGUGUAGUCUGUGCUUAACAUACAUGAAGUAUAAUUGCAGUGAUUUGUCUUGUCAAUAUAACGGUUGUGUUAUUUUAGUUCAUAAACAUUGUACUGUACAUUAUCAUUCCAUUUUUUACUGCUUUUGAAUGAAUUAAAAUUAUCCUUUAACCCUUUGACUAGUAAUGUUGACAGUUACAUAGCGCGUGCCACCAGAGGUGACUGAUCAUAACUAUGACUCUAAACAAUAUUUUCUGUACUCUUUCAUAAAUUUUAAUAUUUAACUUCAAUGUUUAUGCUUUCUAGCAGAGAAUAACAUAGGUCCUAUGUUUCAAAUAGGCUACUUGUUUUUCUCUGUUUGUUUUCAGUUCCUUUUAGUUAAAUUCACGGUUCCUGAUAAAAAACUCUGACACAUUUUUUAAUUUGUAACGAUAAAAAAUUACUUUUGCUUUCUACACCAGUUUAGUAUCCUACAUUAUUAUUUUAGUAAAUCCAAUAUAGCCUUAAAAAAACUCACUUUGUGGAGCACUAUUACAUUGAAAAGCUUCACCAGUCAAAGGGUUAAAUUAAAGUAUUUUGUAAAUAUUUAAGUAUUUGUUAUAUAAGUUAAAAAUCUUAAUGUGUAUUAUAAUGUACAUGUGUAGUAUUUAUUUUAAAUUUUUAAAUAGAGAUCUUUAAGCUUAUUGUACAACUAUAUCAACUGUAAAUGUAUGUUAAGUAACUUUCUUACGUAAUUAAAAAUGAAAAUUAAAGAAAUGUACACAAAUA
Messenger RNA from Homalodisca vitripennis (glassy-winged sharpshooter), 2907 nucleotides. RefSeq names its product glycosylphosphatidylinositol anchor attachment 1 protein (gene GAA1). Lineage: Eukaryota; Metazoa; Arthropoda; Insecta; Hemiptera; Cicadellidae. Gene Ontology annotation, cellular component: membrane; GPI-anchor transamidase complex. Gene Ontology annotation, biological process: attachment of GPI anchor to protein. The record is from RefSeq and is a predicted model, not a curated record.